Messenger RNA from Pseudopipra pipra, 8404 nucleotides. RefSeq names its product EP300-interacting inhibitor of differentiation 2-like. The record is from RefSeq and is a predicted model, not a curated record. Lineage: Eukaryota; Metazoa; Chordata; Aves; Passeriformes; Pipridae. The coding region runs from base 7060 to 7635 and encodes 191 amino acids. The transcript has 4 exons.
ACUCUCUCACCGGGGGACGAACAGGAGGCUCCUCUGGGCCUCGGCAGCUCCCAAGGGCGCCCAGCCAGUGCUGGCAGUCCGCACAGGAAAAAAAACAAACAAAAACUCCAGUCUCCCUCUCCCCCAGUCUAAAAGGCUCACUGCCUAAUGUUCCCCUCCGCCCCCACCCCCCAACUGUGACUGCAGAGGGGAUGGAGUUUCCCUUACGCAAUUUAUGUGGUGUGGCGAGGUUAUUUAGCAUUAAGGCCCGAGCUAGACAAACAAUGAAGUCUAAGCCUACUAGCAAGAGACUUGGUAUGGGAAAUUUCACUAGGAAAAAUAAAAAAGUAUAAAACUAUAACAAAAGCUGAUCCACAAUUGCUCCUGAGGGAAGUUCAAAGUUUCCAGAAGCUUGAUUUAGAGAGGUCCAAGUGGGACAAACAUAUCUCCAGACAACAAUCAACUGAUAAUCAAGGUCCAAAGAUGCAGAACACCAACACAAAAUAUGACCUGGUCCAGCUACUUUUUCAACUAUCAGUUAGUUAUUUUUUGUUUAUGCAAGUUUUCAAAACUUCCACCGUAGAAGUUCAAAACAAUUAACACACAAACAUGCAAGAAGGAAGUCUUGGUCAGGACUGGAAUCCUUUCUACCCUUAACCCCUCAUUACACAGCCACUACCAAACCUCAGAGAUCCUCGCUGGCUGUAAAGCUACACGAUGAUCUGUCUGACCCAGUGCAGCAGGCACAGCACAGAACUGUUGAAUUUCCUACAGCACUAACUAAAGAGAACAAAAACGCAAGGAAUCAGCUAUCCUGCCUGGUACUUGACCCCAGCUGUUAAUCACACUCCCAUUGUGAAAUAUCUUCCAUGCUAAAAGGCAUAUGUGAAAAUUGGAAAUCAACUCAAAUCAUUUGUUCUUUCCCUGCAAAGUCAAAAUGCCUGCUGCAACCUGAGAUUUUUCUCCCUGUGAAAAUCAAGUCGCUCCUUAAUUCCUUUCUCUAGUAAAGUAAGGAGGUUAAGUUUCAAGUCUCCCACUGCAAUAUUUAUUCCAUCUCUCCUAUGCCACAUCUUCCCCUCUCAACACCCUGUGUAAAAUAACUAGAGGGCGGUGCAAGUAUAGGUCUCCGUGAUGGGGGAGUUGAGUUUGUAAUACCCCUUUUUAUUUAAAGUAUACUGAAAUGAGUUUAUUUCUGUUAAUUGUGUGCCCUACUUUCCUUUCAGAACCAUUCUGUAAGUAUAGCCUGUAUGCAGUGGUUCAAGAUGCACCUUGUGUUGGACCUUACUAAUAGAAAAUAAUUCAUGAUUAUCUACCAUCCUGCUGGACUUCGUAAUACCCGAAAAUUUCCUCUAAAAAGAAAUACUCCCAUUAAAAAAUUUACCACUUAACCAGCUACUAGUAAUGACCAGUUAGUCAGACAUCCUUGAAUUAUAUGCAACUGCAUUGAUAACCAGAAUGUAAAGUGUGACGAAGAUGACUAAAAAAUAUGCACAUAGAUUAUAUUGAUCGAGCUGCAAAACUUAAGCCAUUAACUAAGGUGGCAGGGGGAAUUUAAAAAAAAAAUAAUUCUGAUAAACUACUACUCCCCACAAAACUCACACCCACCAGCAUUAUGUGAUGAAUAACAAGCCUGUCUUGUGGUUUGUUUGUUGUUCCUCCCCCACAAAGGAAUUCCUAAAUUUACUGAGCAUAAAGCUACAUCUGCCUUGCUUAAUUGUGCCUCCUGCCACACUUCCAACCCUCUGCUGUAUCAGUUACAUUAUUUGGAUUUGUUGAAAAUACAAGAUGACGACCUGAUUUCUCUUCAGUAUUUCAUUUAGGUCUCACUCAAGUGCAAAUUAUCCAAAUCUACUAACUUCUGAACACUUACUCAAAAUAAACAGUACAUAACACAACUUCUGUUCAAAAAAUAUGGCAUGAAGCACUUACGUUUAUAAUACUGCCCUAAUUUAUGAAUAGAUUGUAAAAGUAUACCAAGACUUUCUCAAGUUGCAGUUUCAACCUUCCUUUUCUUUAUAAUAGACUCAUAACAUCCUGACAGCAGAUCUGACUGCCCUGAUCAUUCCUACCUAUCUUACCUCUCCAAUGUUUCUGAGGUUGUCUCUGUUUCAAAGGCACAAAAAAGGAUUUUGUUCUUUUCUCUGCCAGUCACAAGUAUCUCUUAAUAUAUUUGUCUAUUUACUUUCUAAAGCUUUAAUUUACAAAACAUCUGGUCUCUACUCUUGUAGAUUUUCUGAUUUCUAGUUCCUGCUUUCAAUCCUCCUCAGACAGAACAUCCUUUUUGGUUUGUUUUUUUUUUUUUCCAGUCAUAUAUUUGAAAAGUCACUGUGGCAUUUGAAUACCUCAUCUUCUCCCCACCUCCACUUUUUUUAAGAAAUGUAUUUUUGUGUAUUAGAUUAUUUUGUCAAUCCUUUUCUUCACAGGUCACUUUGAAUAAUUUUUCUCUGCUUUCAGAAACUGUCUUCUGAGUUCCUUUAUAUAUACAUCAAAUAUUAGCAAUCUCCCCUUGCUUACAGUUAAUUAAAUCAACGUUAAUCCAAAAGUGUCCUCCAGAUCUCUCUUGUAGAGUUCCUCCUAUGUUAUGGUUGAAAACAGUGCCCUCUCAUUUUGGGUUGAAUACAGUGUAUAUCAAAUAAAUAAGUAAUAAUAAGAAAAAAAUCAUACACCUCUAUCUUUAAGAAGAGCCAAUGAUGUUUUACAGCUGGUCAAGUGUUACUGCCAGCCUGCCUCACCUAGACUGGAGUCCAUUCCCCAUUGAGAUCUCCAACAUAAAAGUUACAGGCGUUCAUUAACAUCUCUUAUUUGUAAAUAUCCAAGGUGUCCCUCCUAAUACAACCCCGUGUAAUCUCCUCCCCUCCUUCCUCCUCAUCUUAGGAUUUCAGAGAACUUCAUGUCUGAUCAUAUCACCUCCAUAUUUCACAACAGUCUCAACCCAGCUGCUAAUAGCCAGAACAAGACACAUUCCAAGAACACACCGUGUCAAGAAAUAUCAUCACAUACACAACACAGACAUAGACUGUUCCUUUACUAGAUUAAACUCUGCCCUCAGAGGAAUGCGUGCAGUAACACUGAAGGUAACAGAGCCAACUCCAUUCUAUCAGUUAAAACAGACACACAAACCUAAAAAACAGAAACAAAAGAAAACCACCAAAAAAACAACCAGAAGGGAUUUCCUAGGUCACUGAUUCAGUACUACUAACAACAUCUUUCAUCAAGCUCCACCUGAAAAGCAGUUGUUACUUCUGUCCUGUUCUCUAGUAAGAGCUGUCCAGAAUGUUCCUGCUCUAUGAACGACACAGCCGGACAGGGAAGCUCAGCUGCCACACUUAGCAUGGCAAUCACUUCAAUGGCAAUCCAAGAUCUGAUUUGCAGCUAUGCCUUUCACAAUCCAGAGACAACUAUCAUUUAUAUUUUUUCUCCCAUCAUGCUGGUUGACACACCGAGCUAAAAAGAAGCAUUAAUAACUUUAACAAGUAUGUAUCCCACCCUGGACCAGUGCUCCAGCGCUGAAGAGACCCUUUCCCAGUACUUUGAUGACUGAUGCUCAAACCCUCUCACAGUGUAUCCAGAUCAGAAACAAAGAAACAAGAUUGUUUGUUUCUCUUUGACAAAGUGCUUGCAAACCAUCAGUAAUAUCACAGAGAUCCCAGGCUGACUUGUUAUAGAAAACCCUGAAGUGAAAGAGCCCUGGCAUAUCCACUGAUGAGGUAAGAGUGAACUGUAAUGCAAGUUUGCAACUGGCCUGCCCCAAAAGUUUCUGCUUUUGGGCUGUAUUGUUUUCCUUCAUUUUCCUGGCUUAGCAAAGUACUUUUUUUUUUUUUUUUUUUUUAAUUUUUUAAAAAUUUCUCUUUCUGUUAGCUUUAUUCUCACAGAAAGCUCAGUGCUUAGACGAUCUUCUGAUUUCCUUGCUAACCCUGAAGUCUGUCAAUAUGAAGCCUUAUUCUGAGCAGAGAGAAAGGAAAGCAUCUCCCCACCACACUCUUACUGAACAGCACACUGCAGGUCAACUGGAAUGGCUCCAUCAGAAUACGAGUACCUAUAAAUUGCUUUUAAAAUAACUUCUACUUGUUUUAUCAUGUAAGAACCUAUAAAAAAUAGCAGCCUCCACAGUAGAGACAGAACAAGUACUAUCAUACCUUUAAUAACUAAAAGAUGAAAUUAACUUUUAAAGUAAAAAAAUCUCAAUGAGAAUUUAUCUCAAUGCAUAAGGUUACUAGACUAGAUUUACCCAAACUGGCUAGACUACAAGUCAUGAAGAAACACUGGAAGCAUAGUCUUGCAUGUAGCCAGAAAAACGACUGAAUCCAAGAACAGGAGACACUCAGGAAUAUUUCAAAUAGCCACAACUAAACUGACCAUUUUUAAUAGGGGCAAGGCUGAAAGAAGGAACUACUCUUGUGUGAUUGUUCCUGGGAAACUCAGCAUUGAUAAACAGCUAGAAUUCCCUGGGCUCCCUUCCUGCCAAUGACCUGGGCCUGCAGAUGUCCCGUGCCCUGCAGCAGCUGCUGCUGCACAGGCCUCUCUUACCAACCCCACAGGGAGCCCCACCACAAUGUGCAAGGCCCAGGUUUAAAUGCAGAGCAGAUGUUCGUAGGGUUGCACAGCCCAGAAAAUGGAAGCGUGUGUUCAGGCACCAUUUAAGAGCUCUGUUUUAGCUUUGCAUCAGUGAAAAAGCCACCGCAGCGCUGAGGCUGACAAGCAGAGUGGAAGCAGAGUACAAUUUCCUCUCUCUCAUUACAAAAUUAAACCCUAAUCUUCACGUAACGUUCAUCUGGUCUGAAGUACAGGCCACAGCACUCCUCCCAUAGCACCUAUUUACUUCUUGGUGGUUCUCCCUGCAAGAAAUAGUUCUGUUCCCAGGUACAAAAGACCAUUUGUCAGAGCUACGCCCACACUUGGGUAUCUCACAGCUGGGGUCUGACAGUGCUGUGGUGGAAAAAUCUUCAGCUGAUGCUCUCACCCACACAGGGUCUGUAAAGCGUAAUCUCUCUGAUGCAAAAUAACGCUUAAGCUUUUAUAUUUGAAAAUACGUAAUUCAAUUUGAAUUAUGUAUUACAUUUCCUCAAGAACUAAUAAAAUAAAAUUAUGCAACUUUUCUUGAAAACUUCCACACCUGUAUGACAAGCACUUUCUGAACUUUUGUAGUUAGCCUACGACACGAUGCAGAAAUUUUGCCUUAAUUGGUUCAGUGACAAUUUCAAGCACUCACUGAAAUGGAGCUGUUCAUUAAAAGUCAAAUUGCCUUGGGAUUUUUCUGAACAAGAACUGGGUUUUUUCCCUGUCUUUAAUCUAAUUCUUCCCUCCACUGCUGCUUAAGAAGACGACAAUUUAUUGUAGUGCCUCAAAUGCAGAUUUCGUCCCAGGUAAAUCAGACAGCAGUACACAACUCACAGGCACACACCUGAAUGUUCCCAUUCUUAAUCCCUGCCACAUUUCUGUGUUACACUAGGCUAUAAAAAAGUAACUAGAUGCCAGGGAAACAUCACUAAAACAGUACAACCAUGGCCCAUUGCAGUAAGUAUGCAGAAUAAAGCCUUCAUCUAUUUGUAAUAAGAUUUGUAAUAAAAUUUUACCAGCAAUAGCUGCUAUUACAGGUUCAAAGACUGGAAAUUUGAUUUAAACUGUUGAAAAAGUGCAGGAGUAUCAUCUGUGCUUGACUCAAAACCUCUUCCACCAUAAUGUGUACAUGGAUGAUCAGCAAAAGAAUAUGCAGUAAAUGAUUUUGUCCAGAUCAUCAUAUUCUGGAUUUUAUUUUCUUAAAAAAAAAAUUAUUUUCUUGCAAUAGCUUGAUUUAUUUUAUACAUAUUUGGUUGUGAUUCAUACACAGAAUAUCUCCUUAUUUUUGUGAAGAAUGGAGUGACACUGUCCUCAGCCAAUGGAGAUCUGCAGUUCCCUUGGCAUCUUUCCAGCACUUACGUAAAUCUGCAUCCCUGUGAAUACAGCCUCUGGAAAGCUCAAAUGAGAGGAAUGGAGCAAAACAGGAGCAGUUCCAAGACAGAGCAAUGGGCUGGGAAACACACCUGGAAACAGAACCUGCUCUCUUCAGUGAAGCCCGACCAGCCUUGCCGAGGCAGUUUGAGACAGCACUGCCACUGCUGCCCCAUCCCUCUACCAGCUAUGCCUGUCACAGCAAAAGUGCCAAACCAGCUUUCAGUUACCGUCCAGUUUUAAGUGCCAAACAAGGCUGGUAUGAUAGGAUGAACAAGGCAAAUGUCAGAGAACAGAGGCUGCUCAGAGAGUUUUGCCAGCUCGUCACUGAGGUGAUCCUCUCCAGCAAAAAGAAUGGCAGACAGUUCAGGAGAGGGACCUGAACUGCCGUGAACAGUCACUGUCAACAGAGAGGGCUCACCAGAGUAGGAGACCACUGAGAUGACAACUAUUAAAAAAAGAGACAGUUAAGGGAGAAGGAAGAAAAGGGGGGGGGGGGGGAAGGAGUAUGAGAAUCAACAGAAGACUAGGGAAGAGCAGGUAGGGAAAGGGAAGAAGGCAAGACAGAACAGAAGUAAUCAAAGGCUGUAUGGUAUGGAGAAGAGGUGUCAUCCCUUCAGCCUGAAAGUACAAUGGGAAGGAGAUGCCAUCUGGAAAAAAAAAAAAAAAAAAAAAAAAAAAAGGAAAAAACACCACAAGAAACAUACAAUAAACUUAUCUUGCCUUUUUUUUCUUCCCCCCUAAACGUUUUACGUUCAAUUUUUAAGUUCAUUCAAAUGCUCAGCAGUCAGAGCAAAACACAACAUACAAUUUGAGAACACUGAAAAUAAUCUCUAUGUAUUUCAAGCAAGCUCGUGCUUUGUAGCUGUUUUGCUUUUGAAUACAGAAGAAAUCUCUCCGUUGCAAAUUCAGAAAGGAAACACAAGCGUUUCUACAGCCGGCAUUUUCCAUGUCACCCAAAUGAACAGUGCCAUCUCAUCCUUUUUUUUAAUUAUUAUUGUUACUUAACAUAAAAGCGCAGCACUCCAGACCUUAAGGCUUGCGGGAGCCGACUGGUCUCUGUUCCAAAACGCUUCAGACACCUGUUAACCGCAGGCUGAACUACGGGCGCUCGGAGCUUCCCAAGCCGCCCAGGCUGGAGAACGCACCAACAUGAGCCGUACUGCGGGGCGGGAAGGGGCGGAAAGGGACGGGAAAGGACAGGGCAGGGAAGGCGGGGCCGUCCCCUCCCAGCUCCGCUCCCUCACCCCCUGCCCCGCAGCGACGUCCCCUCUCCGCGCUUACCGCACCGGGCACGGCCGCGCUGCCGGCUCCCGAAACGCCGCUUCGUCCCGUGCGCAAGGCGCAGCCUCCCGGGAGCUCCCUGGCCCCGCCAGCCCGAGACAAGCCGGCGCUGCGGGGGAGCCGGGCGGGAUGCUGCGGGCGGGAUGCUGCGGGCGGGAUGCUGCGGGCGGGAUGCUGCGGGCGGGAUGCUGCGGGCGGGAUGCUGCCGGCGGGUGGGAUGCUGCGGGCUCGCGCCCCGCCACAGCCAGUGAAUCAUCAGCAGCCGCGGCUUCCCGGCCCGCGCGCGCGGCAUGGAUCGGGCGCGUGACGCUCCUGGUCCAAUGGGCAGUGCGGGCGGGAGCGACCCCGCGGGCGGCCGCAGGUGCGGGCAGGGCGCGGCGCCAGGAGGAGACGUGGGUGCGGCCGCGGGCAGCGAGCUCCAGGCAGAGCACCAGUUGGGAGUAACCCCUGCGUGUCGCUUGCCUGGCAGGAACUCACACAUUCCAAAGGGGAAUAUCAGUUUUGGAAGGAGAGGAAUGGCCGGUCCGCACUGGAGGUGCUUGCACAGAGGGAGCCAUUGACGGUGGGACCUGGUCGGGGGCAGGGGAGCUUGUGAGAAGUGCUGUCUCGGCUGCCAGGAUGUGAAGGGCAGUGCCCUAAAUCUAUCGGGAUUCAGUUCAGGCCUCUUGAACCAUUUCACAGAAUCACAGAAUGGGUAAGGUUGGAAGAGACCAGAUGGGUCACAUGGUCCAACCUCCCUGCUCAAGCAGGGUUAUCCCAGAGCACAUGUCACAGAACUGCAUCCAGACAGUUCUUGAACAUCUCCAGUGAGAGAGGCUCCACAACCUCUCUGGGCAACCCAUCCUGACAUCUGAUCAGCCUCGCUGCAAAAAACCUCAAUUUUUCUUAUGUUCAAUGGUAGUGUCAUCUACUUCAAUUUGUGUUUAAUGCUUCUUGUCCUGUCACUGGACACCUCUAAGAGCAAUCCUAUCCCACCUUCUUUACUCCCACCAUCAAUUCUUCAUAAACAUUGAUAAGAGCACCCUGAGCCUUGUCUAAACGAAGCAAUCACAGCUCCCUUAGUCUUUUCUCAUACAUCUCUUGCCCAGUCCCUUCACCAUCUUCAUGCUUUUGAUCAUCCUCAUAGUGAUCAAGUGUUGUAAUGAACAACAUGACUUCAUUUUUCUAUCCGUGGCGAGGAAACAAGUCUCACACACCUGUCCAAUGAAGUAAC